This is a messenger RNA of Linepithema humile (Argentine ant), 2599 nucleotides long. RefSeq lists its product as uncharacterized. NCBI's taxonomy places the organism in Eukaryota, Metazoa, Arthropoda, Insecta, Hymenoptera, Formicidae. Gene Ontology annotation, cellular component: sarcolemma; dystrophin-associated glycoprotein complex. The record is from RefSeq and is a predicted model, not a curated record.
AGUUGUCACCACGACGUCGGCAGAGUCGCAUUGCGUGUUAUGGUCGGUCUGCCGGUUAACGACCGGUUGUGGAGAACGCUCCAAUUAUUGUUACAGUGGUGCGGAUCGUUUUUCACGAGAAUAUUUGUGUCCAAAGCGUGUCGCAGUGUGAAAAUAGUAAAAAAAAAACGUCUUGGCAUUUCUCGGGAAUCAACCUGAAAUCUAAUUUCGGUCUCACGUGGUUACCAGUUUUGUUGAGAAUGGUUCGUGUGCAAGUACAUAAUCAAUUCAUAGAGCAAUGAAUUAUACAGAAAUUUGGCAGUUUAGUUUUUUAAUAUAGUUUGCUUGUGGAUUGGAAGAUAUUAGUGUUAAAAUUUGAUCUAAAAUAAAGUAUAUUACGCAAGAUGUAUGUCAAGACAUUUAUGGAGUGACGGAUGCGCAACGCACGUGACCGAGCACGUGAAUGCGGAUGUCGGGAAAAUCGUCAAUCUUCUAUUUCGUAUCGUCUCGCAAGACUAUUAUCCCUGAUCAUCCUUGUUUUAUGCACAAACGCAUCUCUCACAACUCUAGUACGUGACUUACGACGCAUCGGACGGGAUUAGGAAAAAGGACCCUUCCGAAAUUGCCGACUGAUUUGGCAUGAUUCACCGGACGUGGUGGAAGAAGGGAGAGUGACCUACGGAGGACGUCCUACGUGUUGCGCGCGCAUCCCUUAGGGACACCGUUUCACGGCACGAGCACGAUGCAGCCCGAUGAAGAGAUUCAGUAUGCGCCGAAGAGUCGGCCGGUGAGCUUUUACGACAAUUACAAGGACGUACCGGCGAUGUCGGCAUGCGUCACGUCCGCUAUGAGCGUGGGCAAUUUGAAUCAUGACGGCAAUGGCACAUCCACCAUGUCUCAAAGUAAUAACAACAACAAUAGCAACAAUAAUAACAAUAGGGUCAAUAGCGCCAUUAGCGCGGGCAACGUAUCGAAGAUUCACACUGUCAAAGUUAUGGGUGCAGUGUCAACCGGGAACAUUGGGCGAGUCUGCCGCGGCGACAAAGAGAAGGAGCUCGAUCGAGCACCCUCGAUGGCAAACUGCUUGUCAACCACGGUUCCUGUCAAUCUAGCCGCUUCUCAAAUAGCCGGUCGACAUACGCCCACGCGAAAUUCUCUGAGGCACAGCAGGAUGAUCAUGAUGCAUCGGACCGGCCAUCGCCCGGAAAAGUUUUUACCUCCUUUGGUGUAUCAUCGACGAAUAGCCCGAUGCCUGGCGGCGUUGCAAACCAUCUUCGGCAUCGCGGUGACUUCCCUGUCAUUAUGGCUGCUACUUUGGGCACCGCACCUUCCUGUCACGGACAAUCCAUACUGGAGCGGCAUGCCUCUUCUGAUGUCGGGAAGCUUCGGGAUUUGCCUUCUAUGCUGUUUCAAGAAGGAAUAUCCGGGUAUGAAUCCUGGAUUUUGUCUUUCCGGUACGAAGGUGCUUAGUGUGCUUUUGGCGGUGCUGGCGACCGUCGCGUGUAUGAGCGCAUGUAUAUUCUCCACGAUGCACUUGUCGCGUCUCAUGAGUCUGGAAUGUACUCCGCCGCGGGUAUUGAAUGCCACGUGCAUAUGCAGGCCACGUGACGAGUUGACUAAUUCACUCGAAGGUGUAGUCAGAUACAUGGAUCUUAAUUGUCCCGAAGUAGAAAAUAUCUUGACGAUCCUCCUCAUUUUCUCAUGCACUUGCAAUGGAUUAGGCGUCUUCAUAGCGGGAUGGUACACUUACUUACAUUGGAGCACGAGAUACAAGAGGCCAAAGUAUCUACAAGUUAGGACCAAUACAGUUUCCAGCAAGAUCAGUAAUAGACCGAUCUACAAAUCAAAUCUGGAAGAACGAUGACGCUUGUAGAUGCUAUAUAACGACCGAAGUGCGUUCGUUUUGUUGUGAUCCGCCGACAUUUUCCACAUAACUUGAUCAACAAUUUUACAUAUACAAUGAAAUAUGAACAACUGUGAAUAAAUUUUAAUUUGCAUUAAUUCACUAACAGACACCGUUAUUCUGAUAAACGAGAUAUCAAAAUGAUCUGAUUUAAUAAAUAAAUUUAAAUACAGAUAUUAAUUAAUUACAGUGUUUUAAUAUUAUUUUUUUAACAAGAUGACGAUAUCGUUAUGACAAUAACGAUUGAAAGAUGUUACACUACUUAACAGAUAUGUAUUUUAAGAGUUAUUUGUGGAAACAUACUUUUUAUAAAAAUAUGGGUAAAGAAAUUUUAAUUGACAAGCUGGAACAUUGUCAUUCUAAACAUGACAACAAUUUUACAGAAAGUGGCAUAAUAAAUGAAAAGAAAAAUUGUGUGUGCAUAAUUAAAAACUAAUAAUAUUAAAAUACAUAAAUGGAUCACACUAUACGAUGGCGCAGUAUAUUAUAAACACUUCGAGAGUCGUUAAUUAGUGCUCAUUUUUUUUAUUAUGGAGGCUCAGUAUUUGUUUAAACAUAAUGUGUGUAUUUAUACGUGUAUGUACGUGUGUCUGACUGCGCGUUUGUCUUCCAAUGUGAAAAGAAUUUAUGGAAGCGAACAGAGAAUAUUGAUAUUCAUAUCCAUUUAUAUAUUAGAAGUAUAUACAUAAUAUACAAUAUUUAUAAAUAAUUAUAAUA